AUGAAGGAGGUGCUGGUGUGGGAGGGCUCCGACUCCAAGCUCUGCUUCGAGGAGGUCAGAGUAGAACGGCACUUCUGUAAGCUCCGGGAGAGGCAGGACAGGGAGAAGAGAGAGAUCAGAACGGCUUCCCUCAGAGUUGACAGCAUUCUCGGAGAAGGCGCCUUUGCAACGGUCUACCGGGCCACCGACCCAGUGACCUCCGAAAAGAUGAUCCUGAAGGUCCAGAAACCAGCCAAUCCCUGGGAGUUCUACAUCAACACCUGUCUGGAUGCCCGGCUGAAGCCCGCCCACCGUCACCUGUUCAGCAGCAUCCACUCGGCUCACCUGUUCCGCAACGGGAAUGUGCUCCUGGGAGAGCUUCACAACCUCGGAACGCUGCUGAACAUGGUGAACAUCUACAGAACCCUGAGUGAGCGGGUGGUCGCGCAGCCCCUCGUCCUCUACUUCGCCGUCUGCAUCCUGCACACGGUGGAGCAGCUGCACGCCGUGCACGUGGUCCACGCCGACAUCAAACCUGACAACUUCAUGCUCAGUCAGAGGUUCCUGGAGAACAAGUGUUUUGACCCUGAGAGCACGGAACACGGUCUGAUCCUCAACGACCUGGGACAGUGCAUCGACCUGCAGAUGUUCCCGAACGGAACCGCCUUCACCACCACCUGUCUCACAUCUGGGUUCCAGUGUACCGAGAUGCUGAGUGGGAAACCAUGGAGCUAUCAGACGGAUUACUUUGGGAUCGCCGGAAUGUUCUGUCUGCUGUUCGGGACCUACAUGCAGGUGUCCAACCAGGACGGAGUGUGGAGGACAAACGCAAUGUUCAGAAGGAACCCCCACAGCGAGCUGUGGCUGGAGUUCUUCCACACCCUGCUGAACAUUCCAGACUGCCGGUCCCUCCCGAGCCUGCGGAUGCUCCGCGGGAACUUGACCGACGUCCUGCAGAAGAACUACAACAACAAGCUUCUGCCUCUGAAGAGACGCCUGGUGGUCCUCCUGCUGGAGUCCCACAAGGCGUCUCGAAGGUGAUUCCUGAACUGGGGCCUCCUGAGGAACUCUCUGAACUUUUCUUUUAUCGGCUUUUAAAGUUAAUGUCUGUUAUGGCUCAGGGCCAUUUGGG
Messenger RNA from Nothobranchius furzeri (turquoise killifish), 1111 nucleotides. Its product is annotated as mitotic checkpoint serine/threonine-protein kinase BUB1-like. Gene Ontology annotation, cellular component: nucleus. NCBI's taxonomy places the organism in Eukaryota, Metazoa, Chordata, Actinopteri, Cyprinodontiformes, Nothobranchiidae. Gene Ontology annotation, biological process: meiotic sister chromatid cohesion, centromeric; protein phosphorylation; mitotic spindle assembly checkpoint signaling. Gene Ontology annotation, molecular function: protein kinase activity; ATP binding. The record is from RefSeq and is a predicted model, not a curated record.